Lycium ferocissimum is the source of this 1005-nucleotide messenger RNA. Its product is annotated as cell number regulator 8. The coding region runs from base 1 to 729 and encodes 242 amino acids. The record is from RefSeq and is a predicted model, not a curated record. The transcript is spliced from 3 exons. Lineage: Eukaryota; Viridiplantae; Streptophyta; Magnoliopsida; Solanales; Solanaceae.
AUGGCCAAUAACGAAGAAUCAAACCCACUUUUAUCCAAUCAACAACAACCUGACUUCAAAGAUGAGAAGAAAUCCACAAAACCUAUUUCUUCUACCACCGGUGCCACGUCACCACCGCCUUUUCCGGCGGAUCCAGUGAAGCCAGCUGUUCCGAUGGGUUGGACUGCUGAUGGGCUUCCAAUGGGCCAUGGAGUUAUGGGUCAGCCCAUGACCCGUAGGGCCCAAUGGGAUUCUGGACUCUGUUCUUGUUUUGGCAGGAAUGAUGAAUUCUGUAGCAGUGAUAUUGAAGUUUGUCUGCUAGGUAGCAUGGCCCCAUGUGUGCUUUAUGGGAGCAAUGCUGAGAGACUUGGCUCUGCUCCCGGUUCUUUUGCCAAUCACUGCUUGCCUUACACUGGUCUCUACGUGAUUGGACAAUCCUUCUUUGGUUCGAACUGUGUGGCACCCUUCUUUACAUAUCCCAGCCGUACAGCUAUCCGCCGAAAGUUUAAUCUCGAGGGGAGCUGUGAGGCGCUCAACAGAUCUUGUGGCUGCUGUGGGAGCUCUCUUGAGGAUGAGGUGCAACGUGAGCAAUGUGAGUCAGCUUGUGACUUUGCAACUCAUUUCUUCUGCCACCCUUGUGCUCUUUGCCAGGAAGGUCGUGAACUUCGUCGUAGGCUCCCUCAUCCUGGCUUUAACGCCCAACAAGUGCUCGUUAUGAUCCCCCCUAACGAGCAGACCAUGGGCCGCUAAACACAAGAGUAUCAUACUGUGGAGUCCAAGCCUUAUCCUGCUUGGUUUGAUUUGUAUCCAGUUUCUCAAAGCUUUCUGAAGUUAUUUCACUCGACUUAUUUAUAGUUUCGCCAGUUACGUAAAACUUAAGACCUAUAUGUGGUGUGUUUAUAGUGUAUAUGCAUAAAAGAGGUGGAUUCUGCUGUAAUGUUUGUGUUGCGUAUAUAGUUAAGAGAUGUGUGUUAAACUUUCCCAAGUUCCUAAAUCUGGUUAUGAUCAGUUUGUCAGUUUAUAUGA